Mirounga angustirostris (Northern elephant seal) is the source of this 8249-nucleotide messenger RNA. RefSeq names its product transmembrane protein 116 (gene TMEM116). The record is from RefSeq and is a predicted model, not a curated record. Gene Ontology annotation, molecular function: G protein-coupled receptor activity. The coding region runs from base 24 to 1160 and encodes 378 amino acids. Lineage: Eukaryota; Metazoa; Chordata; Mammalia; Carnivora; Phocidae. Gene Ontology annotation, biological process: adenylate cyclase-activating G protein-coupled receptor signaling pathway. Gene Ontology annotation, cellular component: plasma membrane. The transcript has 11 exons.
GCAGAGCUGGGGCUGAAGUCCCUAUGGCCUUCCUGCUCGAGGCUAGCAUUCUGGAGGACAAUUGGGACUUGGUUUUUUCUGCAAUACAGUGGAUACAAUUUGUUAUGGCUACUCUGAGUGUUAUAGGCUCAAGUUCACUUAUUGCCUAUGCCAUAUUCCAGAAUAUACAGAAAUCUCCAGAGAUAAGGCCACUCUUUUAUCUGAGCUUCUCUGACCUUCUCCUGGGGAUAUGCUGGCUCACUGAGGCACUUCUUUAUGGAACUUCAGCAGCCAAUAAGGACAUUGUCUGCUAUAACUUGCAAGCAGUUGGACAGAUAUUCUACAUUUCCUCAUUUCUUUACACCGUCAAUUACAUCUGGUAUCUGUACAAAGAGCUGAGGAUGAGACACAACCAGAGUGGACAGAGCACAUUUCCAUUGGUUAUAGAUUAUACUUGUCACGUUGGUCAAAUAGCCAUCAUUUUGUCAAGCCUGAUACCUCUGCUGUUGAUGAUACCUGUAUUCUGUCUGGGCAAUGUUAGUGAAUGUUUCCACAACUUCAGCCAGAGCCACAGGUGUAUUCUGAUGUACUCCCCACCAUCAGUCGUGGCUGAACUGCCUUCUGCCAACACAUCAGUCUGUAGCACACUUUAUUUUUAUGGGAUCACCAUUUUCCUGACCACCUUUCUCCUCAGCCUCCUCACCAUUGUGGUCUUACUCAUCCAAGCGCAGACUCUGUAUAAGAAGUUUGUGAAAUCAACUGGCUUCCUGGGGAGUGAACAGUGGGCAGUGAUUCACAUUGUGGAGCAGCGAGUACGCUUUUACCCAGUGGCCUUCUCUUGCUGCUGGGGCCCAGCUGUCAUUCUGAUGAUCAUGAAGUUGACUAAGCCACAGGACAUGAAACUUCACAUGGUCCUCUGUGUUCUCCAGGCUCUAACAGCAUCAUCCCAGGGUCUGCUCAACUGUGGAGUAUAUAGCUGGACACAAUACAAGUUCUACCAACUAAAGCAACAGGCUCGGCGUGAUGCAGACACCCAAACACCAUUAUUAUGUUCACAGAAGAGAUUCUAUAGCAGGGGCCUAGAUACAGUGGAGUCUGCCCUUGGUUUUGCUACCAGCCCUCCACCAUUCUUUGAAACUGUAAUACUGGAACAUCCAGGAACCAGAAUUAUUCCACACUAAUGGAUUGAGAAGAGUGUUGGGAAACAUCUCAAGUCUUUUCCAACCAUGCCUUAAACUAUGGAAGUGAAAAAGGAUGUAGUGCUGUGGUUAGUAGGUUUUCUUGUUGAAUUGGACAGGAUCUCUGUUAUUCUCAGAUUCACUAGUAAUUCUUCAAGUCUUUGUUCAGAGAGGUGAAGCCACUUUCCUUCUAAGAGAUAGACUCCUAUCACCUCAGUGAAUACUAGAUUUGUUUAAAUCUCUUCUAGAUAAGUUCCAGGUUAUUAUUUAUAUGUGCCAUUUCCAGGCUCUCUACUCCAUGGUCGUGGGGGAAGUAGGGUGGCAUGCAGCAGCUUGCUCAGAUUUUGCUAGUAUUGUUAUUCUCUCUGCGGUUGGACAAAGAAAGUCCUGGGUUUCUGUUCUUUGAAGAGUUUUUGAAACUUAAAAGAAGCAAGGACAGUAACUAUCAAAAAACUGACUGUGGGAUCCUCAGGCACAUCCUACUCUCUUAUUUGUUCAGUGCUGUUCUAAGUCUUAACAGUAGGAACCAUCUGCUCUAGGAAAUUAAGGCCAAUCUUAUGGAGUUAGAGGGGAUAAUAAGAUUUAAGAGAAAUCAGGAUUAAAAGAAAUUUUAGGUAUCAAAAACUCUCAACUCCCAUUUAUAAGCAAAAGUCCAAAAGUAGGUUUCAUAGUGCCUGGACAUAGAAUUAGGUUGAACCAUAUGAACUUACCAUUUUUAUAGGUGAAAAUGGCAUAUCAUCAAUUUUACAUGGUUUAACCUAAUGGUAAGUGUUUAAUGUAUGUUUAUAGAAUAAAUGAAUAAGUGAAUGAAUGGCUAGAAAGAACCUUUUGGUAAAGAAAAGAUUCCCAGACUGCAGAGCCUCAUUCACUAGUACGAAUGUCUAAUCCAUUUCUUCUUCCCCCUCCCCUUUCCCUCCUCCUCCUCCUCCUCCUCUUCUUCUUCUAAAAGAUUUAAUUUAUUUAUUUGAGAGAGAGUGCAAGCAGGGGGUGGAGCAGAGGGAGAGGGACAAGCAGACUCUAUGCUGAGCAUAGAGCCCGACACAGGGCUCAAUCCCAGGACCCUGAUGAUAUUAUGACCUGAGCUGAAACCAAGAGUCAGACACUUAACUGACUGAGCCACCCAGGCACCUCUUCUUUAAUCACACAACAAGUGAUGUUUGGUCUCUUUAGUUAAGUUAUGAACAAAGUCAGUCUGAGGCCAGGGCAUUAGAUACUAUGAUGCCAAAACAAAGAGGAAAAGCCAAAUGGACAAAGUGGCUGGAAUGACAAUCAACUAAAACACCUGGAACUAGUAAUGAGAUGCUUCUCACCUGAUAUACUCCCUUGGUCUGUCCAAGGAAAAAUCCUUAAGAUUAGAGAAAAUUGACAGAGUAAAUUACAAUGGUGAAUUAGAUAGGAUACUCUGAAACAUAAGUUUCCAGAGAUCAUUCCGAAGGAACUCUCUGUAGAAAUGUUAGGGAGCUCGGUUAACAGCUCUUUAGGUUUGAGGCCAUGAGCUUCACCUUACUGUGGAGGGUGACCUGGGCUUGUUAUGUCAAAAACACAUCUUGAGGCCUGUCAUUGUCCUAUAGCUCUGAAACCUGAUCUGGAUAGCAUAGAACAAGAAAGAUUGCUUCACAUACGGAGCUGCUUUAAGUUCUUUUAAUUUAAAAAUGAAUAGUCAACAUUUGGAGAGAGAUGAAAAAAAAAAGAAUUCCUAUUUCUGUAGACCUUGAGGGACACCAGAAAUACAGAGUCCAAUUCUUAAAAAAGUUUUUUUAGUGGGGCGCCUGGGUGGCUCAGUCAUUAAACGUCUACCUUCGGCUCAGAUCAUGAGCUCAGGGUCCCGGGAUCGAGUCCCGCAUUGGGCUCCCUGCUCAGCAGGGAGCCUGCUUCUCCCUCUCCCACUCCCCCUGCUUGUGUUCCCUCUCUUGCUGUCUCUCUCUCUCUGUCAAAUAAAUAAAUAAAAUCUUUAAAAAAAAAAGUCCUUUUUGUAUCACUUCAUAUUUGGCUUUAUUACCAGAAAGAAGGUAAUUAUCAAAUGUUUGUCAGGUUUGUUCAUCUUGCUUCUCCGAUUAAUUUUUUGCAUUGACACUGGUCUUAGAUCUUCUGUGGAUGUAAGUAAACAAAAAGAUAGUAGGAAUGAGAAACAGGGAAAGGCUAGGCAAGAUCCAGAUUAGGAUUAUAAGCUUUUUGUCAUACUGAGAGUCAGAGGGGACACAUGGAGCUGGGCCACUAUUCAAACUGUCCCCAUAACCCUUAGAUUCACAUGUAGGAGGGGUAUAGAUAUAGACACAGUGACAUUCAUAAAAUUGUUGCAAUGACACUUGUCCAGGUUGUAGUCAUAGUGGAAUAUAGUGGUAUCUAUAUUCCACUUAGUGGUAUAUGAGCAGGUUUGAUUAAUACAGAUCUGUGAACCACGUUGGGUACCAUCCCUCUCAUCAGCUCUGUCUGAGGCUUCAAAAAACUCUGCACCCCAAUACCACAUGUCCCACAUGGGGAAGUGGGUCAGUGUUUGAUGUUUCUUAAUUCAGUCAGCAGCCUUUCACAUUGUGCAUCUUUGGCCUUGCACUUACUGAAGACCUUAAUCAUCCCCUUAGAUUCACUGCCAUGGUUUCCAAACCUGUCCCUUUUGUAUUCAUGUAAUGAUGUCAACUUUCCAGGCAACCUUUGUGCCUUUUCCAAAGAUUUUAACACAAUGAUUCUCCACGCUUCAGCACCAGCCCUGGUAACAGUAACCUUGUUCUUUGUAAGGAAUGCCAUCUUGCUUGUAGGUAUCUGUCUGGCACCACCUGGAAAUACCAUUACAGUGUUCCGGGAGGUCACACUCAUCUACUCUGAGGCAGCAGGGUGUAGAAGUUUGCUGGUUUUAUAGAAGGAUCCCAAAUGUGCAGUCUGAACCUUUCUUCAGCUGGCAUGAGGGCAGACAGUAGUGAUCAUUUUAAUAAUUAAGGACACUGCCACAAUCACAUUCUUUUCCUUUAUCUACUUUCUUUUUUUUUUUUUUUUUUUUCCAAUAUGGCUUUCCAAAGGAGCUUUGGAGCUCAGGUUUUUUUGAACAGGCAGUACCCUCUAUGCUUAUGCAACAGCCGGUGGAAGUAGUCAAAGCUGUAGUUGCUGAAACCCAUAUCUAUAGUAAGAAAUUCAUGCACAGGACAGAGGUUCUGGCCAUGACACUUGCAGGUCACAUGGUCAUGCUUCAUUCCCAAGUUUUGGCCAAGCUUGUGAGCCAUAAGAGCUGUGAAAUGUGGUAUAUUUUCCAUGACAGAAAGAUUCAGCACUGGUUGAAUUCUUAGCAGUGCAGAUACCACUAAGAAAUGCAUGGCUCUGGUACUUCCCAAGACCUUGGCUAAUGACCAUAUGAGCAACAUUAUGCUUCACUCUUCUCAAAAGAUGCCAGUCUCUCUAGCAGUUAAAAUUUUGUAGUGUUUCUUGCGAAUUCAGGGAGAUUUUCACUAGGUUUCUCUCUGUCCAUAUCUUUAACCCAGUAAUACUGUCACAUUUAAUUUCUUCUUGUACCUGUUAACCUGAACAUUCAUUACCAUCUGUAUUGUCUUGGUAGCAUUAUUAUUCCACAUUUGGAACUGCAUAUUGUCAACCACAGUAAAUGUUUCAGCAUGCUUGGAAAGUGACCACAUAUAGGACAUUGAAAAGGAAGAGGGCUCUAUUUUGCUCUGAAAUUGUGAAGUGGUUAAGAGCUUCUCCUGUUUAUCUCCACUCAUUGUACAAGACUAACCUGAUUUUAAAGAUAUGCUGAAAACCAUAUGCCCAAAAUUCUUUGAAGUAUAUACAGGCUUGAUGCCAAAGACAGUGUCAUGUAAAGUCAGGACUCCCUUUAUAGCCCUGAGCAAGUGCUAAUAGUCACAAGAGAAUGCAGGUCACCCUCUAAACAUCCAGUCAUCCUGAAUAAAAGGCAUGUCAAGCCUAGUAUCCCAUUUUGAUGUGUAUAAACAGGGAAGUUCUUGAUAAAUAAUCCUUUCUUUUGCUUCAAAUUAAUAAUAGGCCAUUUUUCUUGUAUGAGCAGAAUAUAGGACACUUUUUCUGCUUUUUCUUCCCGUCCUUUGAAUAUCGUCAAGUUGCUAGGGAUGACCAUUUUAUAAUAAAGAGAUUUCCAUUUACAAUGCAUCCCUUGAAGAAUAUUCACUAUCAGCAAUAAGAUGACAUGCAGCUUAAUGUAGGAAGGGCUCAUUCUCAAGUGCCCCAUUCAGGAACUCCUGGAAGAAAAAUCACUCUAAACCUUACCCAUGACCACUUGAUUUCAUAGAAGGAAGUGCAUAAGGGAGGCAAAGUAACUGGGGUUGUCAUUGUCAUGGCCCAGUUGAAACAACUAAUGGUCCUACACCUCUGUCUCAGUUGCCUUGCCUGAGAUCCGAAUCUUUGUCAGUAACACAGUUUGGCUAAAGCUCAAGGCUUUGCUGCCUGUUGCAAGGAUAGCUGCUCCCACCCUGGGAGUUACAAGAUGACAUCUAUUGUUUGACUGUGCCUCUUCCUACUCCUGUUGUGGUCUCUCUUCACAGGAGUGCUCUUACUUUGCAACCUUCAUGAAAGCACAAAAUUUUAGUACUGCUUAGCUGAGCUCCUGCUAUCUUCAUAGAGGAGUAUACCAAGGAGAGGAAACUUUCAGAGGUCCUGUCAGUAUUAUGACUCAGGAUCAGGCCCCAAGAAAAGAAAAAGCUAUAACCUUCUUCCUUUAUUCCCAGUCCCCAUGGAAGUCUUCCCCUCCUGUCAUUCAUUGUUCUUUUGAGUCAUUGAAACCAAAGGUUUCCAGGGGCGCCUGGGUGGCUCAGUCGUUAAGCGUCUGCCUUUGGCUCAGGUCAUGAUCCCAGGGUCCUGGGAUCGAGCUCUGCAUCGAGCUCCACAUCGAGCUCCACAUCGAGCUCCGCACUGAGCUCCGCAUCGGGCUCCCUGCUCCGCGGGAAGCCUGCUUCUCCCUCUCCCACUCCCCCUGCUUGUGUUCCCUCUCUCACUGUGUCUCUCUCUCUGUCAAAUAAAUAGAGAAAAUUUAAAAAAAGAAAAGAAACCAAAGGUUUCCAGAGCAGGGGUUUGUAGAUCUCUGGGUAGGUCACAUUUUGCACCAUCCCUACUCUGAACCAUUCAGCCCUUUGCAAACCUCCAGUUCCUUUUUCUUUCUUUGUUAUUCACAAUAUGUUUAUUGGCUUAUUCCUAGAAUACAUGUAAAGUAUUAGAAUAACCCAUGCCUCUGUGAAAAGCAAAUAUAUGAACUGGAGAACAGUAUUUGUGUUCAGUUCUUUUUUCUCUUUAGCCUUAUGGUAUGAGGUCAAAAUAAUGUUUUCUAAAAUUAUCUAGGUUAUAAUUUUUUAUCUAGACCUAUUCUAGAUAUCAUGGUGGUAUUAUUCAUUUUGAAUACAGCUAAGUUCAUAUGUUACUGUUUGUAUUUCAUUUUGGGUUUUCCCCCACCUUUUGGAUGAUGAUGAUUUUGGGAAAAUGUGAAAUAUUACCAUGAUUCUAAAACUCAGUAGUAUACCAGGGCACCUGGGUGGCUCAGUUGUUGAGCGUCUGCCUUUGGCUCAGGUCGUGGUCCCAGGGGCCUGGGAUCGAGCCCCGCACGGGCUCCCCGCUCCUCAGGAAGCCUGCUUCUCCCUCUCCCACUCCUCCUGCUUGUGUUCUCUCUCUCACUGUCUCUCUCUGUCAAAUAAAUAAAUAGAAUCUUUAAAAAAUAAAAUAAAAUAAAAUAAAAAAUAAAACUCAGUAGUAUACCAAAGAAAAGUAUGCAGAGUACACCUCCUUGAGCCUUUAAUCUGUUCCAUGUACUACUUCUUUCUACCCAGUUCCCAACCACCAAUCUUAAUAGUACUUAGUUUAUUUUUCCUGUAUUUUUUCUGCACAAAUUAGUAGAUGCAUGUAUAUUUUCUUGUAUCCUCCUCUCUCUCUCUCUCUUUUUCAAAGAUUUUAUUUAUUUAUUUGAGAGAGAGAGCAUGCACAAGAGAGUGAGCCCGAGUGGUGGGGAAGGGCAGAGGGAGAGGGAAAAGCAGAGAGGAGAAGCUCAGCAGGGAACCUGAUGUGGGGCUCAGUCCCAGGACCCUGGGAUCAUGAUCUGACCUGAAGGCAGAUGCUUAACCAAGUGAACCAUCCAGGUGCCUCUAUCCUCUUCUUUCUUAUAUAAAUGUAGUGUAACAUUUUGCAUUUUCCUCUUUAAACUUAAAGAUACAUCCUGUAAAUCAUUCCAUAGCAGUUCAGUGAGAUAUUCCUCAUUCUCUCUCUCUCUCUCUCUCUCUGUCUUUUUACAGCUGCAUAGUACUCCAUUUUGUGGAUAUUAUUUAUUCAGUCACUCUUUUGUGUAUGGGCUUUUCAAUUGUUUAUAUUGUUUUGAAAUUACACACAAUACAUCAACAAAUAAUCUUGCACAUAUGUAUUUUUGUGGAGGCAAGUUCCUCCACAAAAUGGGGAAGCAGUGCCUCUGUAACUAACUGUAAAUGUAGCUUUGUUUGGUAUUUUCAAAUUCCCCUUCAAAAGGGUUUUGCCAGUUGCAUUUCCACCAGCAAUGUAUUAGAAUGUAUUAGAGUGCCUAUUUUCCCACAUUGUAAGCAACAGGGUAUGUUACCAUAAAUUUUAAUUUUCACCAAACUAAUAGGUGAGAAGUGGCAUCUCAGUGUAGUUUAACUUGUAUUUUUCUAAUUUGAAUGAAUUUGAACAUGUUUAAAUAUGUUUAAGGUCAUUUUUGUAUCUUUUAAUAUUAUCUGUUCAUGUCUUUCCCCCCUUUUCUAUCAAGUUUUUCAUCUAUUUUCUCUUUAACUACCUCCCAGCUUUAUUGAAGUAUAUAAUUCAUGAAUAAAAUGGCAUUUAUAUGAAAGCAUACAACAUGCUGACUUGAUAUAUGUAUGUACUAUGAAGUAUUUAUUUACAUAUAAAAUAUAUAUUAAUGUAAAUAUAAAUUUUCUAAAAGGCAAAGGAACUAGGACAGUUAAAAUAAUUUUGGAGAAGAAUAACAUAUAGGAGGAACCCCUCUUUUCAAUUUGAAAACUGUGUGGUAUUGAUGAUGGGAUAGAUACAUAGAUCAAGCAAACAGAAAAGAGAACCCACACAUGUAUGGCCAACUAGUUUUUGACAGAGGAGCAAUAACAACUGCAUGGAGGAAGGACAGUCUUUUCAACA